Messenger RNA from Strongyloides ratti, 1395 nucleotides. RefSeq names its product RNA recognition motif domain and CID domain and RNA polymerase II-binding domain and ENTH/VHS domain and Nucleotide-binding, alpha-beta plait domain-containing protein. The coding region runs from base 1 to 1395 and encodes 464 amino acids. NCBI's taxonomy places the organism in Eukaryota, Metazoa, Nematoda, Chromadorea, Rhabditida, Strongyloididae. The record is from RefSeq and is a predicted model, not a curated record. The transcript is spliced from 3 exons. Gene Ontology annotation, cellular component: nucleus. Gene Ontology annotation, molecular function: RNA binding.
AUGAAUUCUGGUGAAGCUGAUUUUAAAAAUGUUGAAUCAUUUUCAAUACAGUUAAAUGCAUUGACUAGCAGUAAACCAUCAUUUGGAAAACAAAGAAUAGAAGAAAUUGCCAAACUUGGAUUGGCUGCUGUAUCAAAUUAUAAGCAUGUUGUUAUGCACCUUGAAAAAUUUAUAUGGAAAACUACAUCAAAAUAUAAACUUAUUGGUAUUUAUAUUCUAGAUGCUUUAUUAUGUGCCUCAAAACAUAAAUAUAAAGGAAAAGAUAAAUUUAGAGUUAGAUUUGCUGUUAAUCUAUUUAAAACAAUAAAAAAUGUUCUUAAUAAUGUGUCAGAUAAAAAGAAAGUUAUUCGUGUUGUUAAAUUAUGGGAAGCUAAAAAAAUAUUUGAAAAAAGUGUAUUAACUCCUAUUUAUAAAUAUUGUGAAGAUAUUGGUAUUGAUCCAGAAUCAAUUGAUAUAAAGUCAAAGAAUAAUAGUAGUAAUGGAAAUAGAAAAAGAUCGAACUCUAGUAUGAGUAUAGAGGACGAACCUACAACUUCAAAUAAUGAGAAUCAACAGGAUAAUAAUAUGGAUACUAGUAUGGAUGGAGUACCACCACCUCCAAUGGAAAUUGGUCGUUCAGAAUCUGAGGAACGUAAAAUAGAGGAAAGAAAAAAUUUAGAUUUACCUGAAGUAGUUAAAAAAAAUCAUACAUUAAUAUAUUCAAGAACAGUUGUUGUUAAAAAAUUAACACAAACAAUAAGAGAAGAUCAAAUAGUAGAAAGAUUAAAAUCAUAUGGUACAGUGGAAAAGGUUAUGCUUAUUGUUAAAAGAGGUUGUGCCUAUGUAACCUUUAAAAGUAGAGAAGAGGCAUUACAAUGCCUGGGGAAAAGAAGAGAAGUUAAAAUUGAUAAAAAAUAUGCAUCACUUGAGUGGGCAGUUGGUAAAGAAAUACAAAAAGAUCCAAAAUUAUUAAAUUAUUGGAAUAAAGAAAAAGGAUAUGGUGAAAUUCCUCACGCUGUUUUACCUCAUGACAUAGAUACUUUAUUUGAUGGAAAUUUAAUAGAUCCAGCAACUUUACCUGGAAAUCUAAAAGGCCAUUUUGAUGAACGUGGAAGGUUACCUUUUGAUCCUCCUAUGAUGCCACCUCCUAUUACACAUAUUCCACCUCCUCCAUCAGUUAAUCAUGGAUCUUCUAUUAGAAUGGGAUCACAAGAUGUACCACCAUAUACUUUUAUACCUCCACCAAUUAUUCCACCACCAACAGUCUUACCACAAUCUCUUAAUCCAUUUCCCCUUGGUAAUCAACAAAUACCAAUGAAUACACAACAUCUUUUUUUUGGAAAUAAUCCUAUGAUAAAUCAAGCAUUAGCACAUAUGGCUAAUCAACAAGGAAAUGGUUUUUCAAAUCUUAAUUAA